GCCAUUGCUAGAAACAAGAGGCUACCAGCGGAACAGUAUACCCGGAUGAAUAAUGGCGUCGGCUCAGGUUGACCGAGUUCCUCGGACAUGCUGUGCAAAAGUAUUUAUCCAGAGAGAUUACUCAGAAGGAACAUUUUGUCGCUUUCAAAAUAAAUUUCCACCAGAAUUGGAAGGGAAGGUCGAACCGUCUGUGUUUGAGCAGACUAUGAACACGUUAAACUCUAAAUAUUAUGAAGCAGAGCGACGGGCCUCUAGAACAUACUGUGAAGGGUGCUUAGCUUGCUUGACAGCAUACGUCAUCUAUUUGUGUAUGGACACACAUUAUGAAAAGUGUUUGAAGAGCAUUGCCAGAUACAUUCAAGAGCAAAAUAAAUCCGUAUACUUGCCAAGAGGGUUGAUGAUAGUUGAUCCCAUUGAGAGAGGACUACGAGUUGUGGAGAUCUGCAUUCUUCACGAUACAUCUGGCAUGAAGUCUUGACCUGAAGGUAUAGAUGAGUUCAGUUGUUGUGAGAAUCUACAGUAUUUUAAAGCAUCGGCUGCGUGAGACUGGGAGAAUGCGCUCUGUCGUAGACUAGAACACGUACCAUCAAGCCACUACUUUUAUUACACUCACACCAUUAAGUCAGGUAAUCAGCGAGGGAGCGUGUGUAGAGUAUAAUAGUUAUAGUGUCUCGAUUUGUAUCUACGCGCAAUUUUUAAUCCAUACGGCUGCUUGUACAAAUUAUAUGUUGCUAUGUAAAAGGUGUGAAGAGAAGUCCUUCUUGUGCAGUGCUGUGAAAAUAUAAAUGACACGUGGGUUCUAUGACUGGACAAUGUACAGAAUACUCUAUACGUGUACAUCUGUAGAUAUAAAACAUGUGGUGUCUAGUAUGUUACAGUAUGAUGACAUGUGUCUUUUCUCACCCCAAAUUCUGAAUGCAGAACUGAAGAGGAAUUCUGUUGUCUGUGGGCAGGAUUAAUAUUAUCAGCUAUUAUAUAAAUUGUGUACAUAAUUAAACUAUUACUCUUAAAGGGCUCUUCCAAAAUAUCUGCCUGAUUAUCCAGUUUGUUUGAACUGGAAUCCCAUUUAUUAAAUUACAUCUCAUUCUAAACGAUCCUCAUAAACGCAAUAUAUGUUUCACUACUGUCAUGACGGCUACAGCUAUUCGGCGUGCUUUAGCAGGAUUUUUAUACUGGCUAAAACAUGCGCAGCACUGACUUAUUGACCACUAGAGUUUUGUGAUGGGAGUGUGUCUAGCAAAAUCCUGGUUUUAAUGUUUGCUUUACUAUGUGUGGUUGUGUGGGCGGGGACGUGGCAGUCGUGUGUCAACAGUUGGUAGGUUAUCAAAGCUCAAAGAAGUGGAGUUAGAGAACGAAGGCUGGUUAACAUUGCCAUAAUAUUGCAUUUAAUUUACACCCCAUUUUAAAGUGAUAAAUAUUGAACUUUAGUAACAUUAACUCUUGCUUCACACUGUGCUUGAGUUCAAAAUUAUUAUUAUAAUUAAGAAGUAAUGAUUCAUUUCUCUUCAUGCUGAAUGAGUAGCCCAAGUCAUGCAUGAUUUCCAUAACACAUUAUUAGGUUUUUUUGUUAACGUUCUCCCAACUUUUAAAAACAAAAUGUAUGUGUUUAAACAAAAUUCACACCAAAAUAAGUCGAGUGUAAAAUUCAGCAUGACAGAGACAAGACUUUGCAGAUGAUCACUGCUGAUCAGUGUGGUCCUAUUGCAGAUCUGCGAGUCCUCAUAACAGAAAUAACGCUGGUGCGUGCAAUUGUAUAUGUCUGUUUGACGGAAAUGUAAUUGUUUAAAAGGCACUCCUAAUACUUUCCUGCAUCACAUCUACGUUUGCCCUAGUCUUGCGAGAACCACAACGUUUUGAUUGAAGGCAGUUAUGUCCAUUAACCAGCGUGAAGUAUAUCCGUGAACCAGGUGGUGUAAGGUGUAAGGUGAAUGAUGAAUGAUGAGUGAUAUGUAGAGACAGAGGAGAGGCUAGAUACCUACUGCUGUUAGCACGACUGGCCAUUAUUUAUUAAGUACCGCUACUUUCAUGUAAAUAUACACGAAUAAGUUGAAUAAACUGAUGGGUAAUAAUGAUAAUGGAUAAACGUUUACUUUCGUUUAAAGGAGCUAAAGUAAAAGGUCAGGUUUCGGUCAGCAUACAAACUGUAAAAGCAUACAGUGUUACGGAAUUCUUGCGUUCUACAAGACACGUGUCUAACCAGAAUUUCUGUAAUGUGAAUCACGUUUUCCGAUUGAAUGCCAUGAUGUAAUUGGAGAUGCAUUUCUACGGAAAUUUCUUUGACCAAAAAAAGUAAUAUAAGAGCAACUGCAUGAAAAUGAGAUUUGGACACAAAAGAUAAUGAAUUCAACUUAAUUACCCUAAGCGAAAUUGAGUGUGGUGUAGGUGAGUUGGGUAAAUACGAAUUAAAUGCGAAGGAGAGAGAGCUCAGAGGCAUUGAUAUUUGCUUGCUUGUAAUGUAAAAUACAGAUAAUACACCAAAGUGACUCGGAUUUAGCAUAUUCCGGUUAAGUUCUCGAGCUAAAACUGGCACGUUAAAAGCUAAUCCACCCGACCGGACUUUUGAUGGAAACUAAGUAGAUUACUGUACAAAAACCUUCUCAUUCUUUUUCUCCGUAAUUCUGGUUAUCGUAAUGCAGGGGGCAGUACUUUGAACGUUUAUCUAUAACAAGAUACUGUAAAGAUUGUACAGAUAUGUUCAUCUAAUUACUGUAAAUGACAGAUGGUAAAAAAUGAUCUUGCUUCACCUUGCUUAUCAAAAUCUUCCUAGUAGGUAUAGUGAUGAUCCAGUGACCGUGCUAAAGCACCAUAAUUUUAUUUCUGCUUAUUCAUUGCUGUGUAUGUACUAUUUUACAUCUAAAUGUCAUAUGGGCAAUUCAAGUCACUUAUGUCAUAUAAACACUACAAGUCUACAAGUAAGUAAUCCUUUAAUGUUUUUGAAUUGACUGUCGAAUUUUGUCAUGCAAGUUAUCUAUAGAGAAAGUCACGUGCAAGAGCCAAGUUGGUCAAAAACGUUUAAUCGAUCUGGUGUGAAUUUGUUGUCAUGCAGUGUGUAUAAUGGGCAUAUAUCACAAAAAAUUAGUGCUUUAUUGAAUGGUCAGUGGCAGAAAUAGAUCGCAUAUAACGUGUAUGUUAUCUGUUUUUACUGGAAAUGUGACUUUGCAAAAAGCAUAUAUAUUACGAGUUUCUCUUUCGUUGAUAUAGAAAUAAGUUUGUCCGAAGCCUUAAGUUGUUUCUCUUCAGUUGAUAUGCUAUCAGAAAAACGCUUUAUUAACAUAAGUUGUGAGAUGCAUAAGAAUGAAUCAAAAGUGAUUACAAUAUUACAUGGCCUACGUUACUAUGCUUCACUCUCAGUUAGAGAGCAUUUUUACACAAAACUUUAAAGUCAAUCCUGUAUGUUAAUUGCCGCUCAGAGCCUCGGCCUUUUCUGGGAAUUAUUUUUGUGCCUUGUUCAGUAGUUUUAUCUACUUAUAAACAUUGAUAUAUGUGCAAAUAGAUGUCACGUGUACUCAGUAAGAAAAUAUAUAGACCUAUAGUUGCUUUGUGAACCUUUUUAAGUCGCAUUUAUGUAAUUAUAGUGGGUGGAGUAUAGUACGACUUGGAAUUGGAAAUAUGUGCUACACUGUAAUUGUAAAAUUGUAUGGUUUUAUUUAAUUAAGGGAUUUUGAUAUUAAUGAUAAUUGUCAAUAUAACUUUGCUGUUAAUAUGUAUAAGUGAUUCAACUGGGAACAUACAACCAGCGUAACAUGGUUGACAGAUAUCUCAUUAUAUGACAGAACUUAUUUAUCAGUGCUGUAUCAUUUUAAUUUGUCUACUAUUUUACUUUGUAUUUUUUGCAUGUGGGAGUGUGACUAUAUAUUAUAGAUGUAAAUGCACAUAUAGAUGUGCUUAUUAUACAAAAUAUUACAAUUCUAUAUAUACAUAAACAGUGCUAAUUAUACCAACAAUACAAAGACGUACAAUCUAUCUAUCUUGUUUCUUAUAGUCGUGGGCUUUAGGGGGAAGUUGCAUAACAUUGCCCCAGCAUUGAUUACAGUGGGGUCAGUGCACUUCUUGGUGCAAAUUUGCUCUACAUGCGUCUGUGACAGACCAAAUACCUGUGGUGCAACCCCAACGUAGAGUAGCUAAUAAUAACCAAAACAGCUAUGAACGAGUUACGGUAUGGGUGAUAGUAAUCUUCAUUAUGCUCAAUGUUGCAUAGCUACCGUUACUAUAAACGCCCAUCACAUCCUGGAAUCGGUGAGAAACAAGGCCACACGAUGGCUCUCUUGCUGACACUUUCUGAUUGAACGAUGGCUGUAUAGUGCAUAUUAUUAAUUAAAUAAAGAGGGUCAAUAGCAAGAUAGGCAAUCAAUGUUAUUAUUUGACCAGGCUGCCCUAUCGUGCCGUCUCACGAGCCUAAAUCUAGAUCUGUAUUUUUUAUACGUUAGCAGUAUACCCUUUUCAGAACUACUAAACAGUAGAAUAGUCAAAGAAGAAAGAUAGUCAAUGGAUAUGUAUAACCUUUAUUUACAAUGCUACACCAUACAUCAAUUCCAUAAUUAUACCGACUCGAAACCAUUUAUAUUAUGUACGCUCCCACCCCCUCCAAUUUGACUUUGUCAAUAAAUGGCUGAUAUUACGACCAA
Molecule: messenger RNA, 4625 nt
Organism: Priapulus caudatus
Lineage: Eukaryota; Metazoa; Priapulida; Priapulimorpha; Priapulimorphida; Priapulidae
Product: golgin subfamily A member 7-like
Exons: 5
Coding region: 53-478 (141 amino acids)
Biological process (GO): protein targeting to membrane; peptidyl-L-cysteine S-palmitoylation
Cellular component (GO): palmitoyltransferase complex
Source: RefSeq, a predicted model, not a curated record